AUGGGUUUAGUGAGCACAGCUUUUAAACCAGAAGACAUGCUGAAGCUGCGCUAUGGUAACUUGGGGAUUGGGCACACACGCUAUUCCACAACAGGAAUUUCUGAGCUACAAAACUGCCAGCCCUUUGUGGUGGAAACUCUGCAUGGCAAGAUUGCAGUGGCACACAAUGGAGAACUUGUCAACGCUGCUGCACUACGCCUUUCCACUAGUUCAGAUAGCGAGCUCAUCAUGCAGCUGCUUUGUCUGACUCCGCCCAUGGAGGAGGUCGACGCUCCUGAUUGGGUAGCACGCAUUAAGAACUUAAUGACAGAGACACCAACAUCAUACUCGCUGCUAAUAAUGCACAAAGACGUAAUCUACGCCGUGCGAGACCCGUACGGCAACAGACCUCUGAGUAUCGGACGACUGGUGCCCAUCUCUAAACUACACAGCUCCGGAGGUGAAGAAACGGACACAGAAGGUUGGGUCGUCUCCUCCGAGUCCUGCAGCUUCCAGUCCAUUGGUGCCAAGUAUUAUCGUGAAGUCCAGCCUGGAGAAAUAGUUCAGAUCUCCAAAAACGGAAUCAAGAGCCUGAACAUAAUCCCCCGUCCCGAGGGAGACCCACCAGCCUUCUGUAUAUUUGAGUACGUCUACUUCGCAAGGCCAGACUCCAUAUUCGAAGGUCAGAUGGUAUAUACUGUCAGGCAGCGCUGUGGACGCCAGCUGGCCAUCGAGGCCCCCACUGAGGCAGAUGUGGUCAGUACAGUGCCUGAAUCUGCUACUCCUGCUGCUUUAGGAUAUGCACAAAUGUCUGGCCUGCCCUACAUAGAAGUCCUGUGCAAAAACCGCUACGUCGGCAGGACCUUUAUUCAACCUAACACUCGCUUGCGUCAGCUCGGGGUGGCUAAGAAAUUUGGGGCGCUGACGGACAACUUCGCUGGCAAACGAGUAGUCCUCAUUGAUGAUUCGAUCGUGAGAGGAAACACCAUCUCGCCCAUCAUUAAACUGCUCAAAGAGGCAGGAGCAACAGAGGUCCACAUUCGUGUGGCAUCUCCUCCAAUUCGGUUCCCCUGCUACAUGGGCAUCAACAUUCCUACCAAAGAAGAGCUUAUUGCUAACAAACCGGAGUUCAAAGACAUUGCUAACUAUAUUGGAGCCACCAGUGUGCGCUAUCUCUCUGUUGAAGGCCUGGUGACUGCAGUGCAGAGUGGGAUUGAGUCAAACGAGAAGGAGCAGAUCAGCUCAGGCAGCAAGGCCAGCACAAAACUGGGUCAUUGUACCGCCUGCCUGACUGGCAAAUACCCUGUCGAGCUGGAGUGGUGA
This is a messenger RNA of Silurus meridionalis, 1302 nucleotides long. It is a transcript of the gene ppat, whose product is annotated as phosphoribosyl pyrophosphate amidotransferase. Gene Ontology annotation, molecular function: amidophosphoribosyltransferase activity. Gene Ontology annotation, biological process: purine nucleobase biosynthetic process; purine nucleotide biosynthetic process. Lineage: Eukaryota; Metazoa; Chordata; Actinopteri; Siluriformes; Siluridae. The transcript is spliced from 9 exons. The coding region runs from base 1 to 1302 and encodes 433 amino acids. The record is from RefSeq and is a predicted model, not a curated record.